AUGGAUUGCAGGUCUGAGAGUUGGGAUGCCUAUGAUCUAGCUGUAGUUUUUUUAUAUUUUAGAAAUGAUUCUAUAUACAACCAUGCAUGCAUUUCUGUAUUGGUCGGCUUAUCUGGAUGCUAUUUUUUCUAUUCUCUAUGCUUUUUGUCAAAGCAACAGGCUUCACAAGUCCUGGUUAGGAAGCAUCAUGCAAGUUCUUUACUUGAAGAAACCAAACAGGGUAAUCUUGAAAGAGAAUGCAUCGAAGAACUGUGCAAUAAAGAAGCAGCCAGGGAGGUCUUUGAAAAUGACCCUGAAAUGGAUUAUUUGUAUCCAAAAUACUUAGAUAAAUUAUGUUCGUUUUUAUUUUCGGUGUGUCUUCUCUCUUUUCAAACUGGGUUAUUCACUGCUGCACAUUAGUCAACUAAUGCUUAUCCUGACUUAAGAAGCUGUGUCAAUGCCAUUCUAGACCAAUGUAGUCCUCUGCCAUGCAAUGAAGAUGGAUAUAUGAGUUGCAAAGAUGGAAAAGCUUCUUUUACUUGCAUUUGUAAACCAGGUUGGCAAGGAGAAAAGUGUGAAUUUGACAUAAAUGAACGCAAAGAUCCCUCAAAUAUAAAUGGAGGUUGCAGUCAAAUUUGUGAUAAUACACAUGGAAGUUACCACUGUUCCUGUAAAAGUGGUUUUGUUAUGCUUUCAAAUAAGAAAGACUGUAAAGAUGUGGAUGAAUGCUCUUUGAAGCCAAGCAUUUGUGGCACAGCUGUGUGCAAGAACAUCCCAGGAGAUUUUGAAUGUGAAUGCCCUGAAGGCUACAGAUAUAAUCUCAAAUCAAAGUCUUGUGAAGAUAUAGAUGAACGCUCUGAGAACAUGUGUGCUCAGCUUUGUGUCAAUUACCCUGGAGGUUACACUUGCUACUGUGAUGGGAAGAAAGGAUUCAAACUUGCCCAAGAUCAGAAGAGUUGUGAGGUUGUUUCAGUGUGCCUUCCCUUGAACCUUGACACACAGUAUGAAUUAUUUUACUUGGCAGAGCAGUUUGCAGGGGUUGUUUUAUAUUUAAAAUUUCAUUUGCCAGAAAUCAGCAGAUUUUCAGCAGAAUUUCAUUUCUGGACAUAUGAUUCAGAAGGCAUGAUACUGUAAGCAGAAUCUGUCAAUCACUCAGCAUGGCUCCUGAUUGCACUUCGUGGUGGAAAGAUUGAAGUUCAGCUUGAGAAUGAACAUACAUCCAAAAUCACAACUGGAGGUGACGUUAUUAAUAAUGGUCUAUGGAAUGUUUUCAAGAUUAUUACAUUCUUGAAAAAUGUAAUGAAUGCUAAAAUAGUGCAGCAAAUAUUUUGUGUCUAUGUGUCUGUGGAAGAAUUAGAACAUAGUAUUAGCAUUAAAAUAGCUAAAGAAGCUGUGAUGGAUAUAAAUAAACCUGGACCCCUUUUUAAGCCUGAAAAUGGAUUGCUGGAAACCAAAGUGUACUUUGCAGGAUUCCCUCAGAAAGCAGAAGGUGAACUCAUUAAACCGAUUAACCCUUGUCUAGAUGGAUGUAUACGAGGCUGGAAUUUGAUGAAGCAAGGCGCUUCUGGAAUAAAGGAAAUUAUUCAAGAAAAACAAAAUAAGCACUGCCUGGUUACUGUGGAGAAGGGCUCCUACUAUCCUAGUUUUGGAAUUGCUCAAUUUCGCAUAGAUUACAAUAAUGUAUCCAGUGUUGAGGGUUGGCAUAUAAAUGUGACCUUGAAUAUUCAUCCAUCCAUGGGCACUGGUGUUAUGCUUGCCUUGGUUUCUGGUAACAACACAGUGCCCUUUGCUGUGUCCUUGGUGGACUCCACCUCUGAAAAAUCGCAGGAUAUUCUGUUAUCUGUUGAAAAUACUGUAAUAUAUCUGAUAUAGGCCCUAAGUCUAUGUUCUGAUCAACAAUCUCAUCUGGAAUUUAUAGUCAACAGAAACAAUCUGGAGUUGUUGACACCACUUAAAAUAGAAACCAUCUCCCAUGAAGACCUUCAAAGACAACUUGCCAUCUUGGACAAAGCAAUGAAAGCAAAAGUGGCCACAUACCUGGGUGGCCUUCCAGAUGUUCCAUUCAGUGCCACACCAGUAAAUGCCCUUUAUAAAGGCUGCAUGGAAGUGAAUAUUAAUGGUGUACAGUUGGAUCUGGACGAAGCCAUUUCUAAACAUAAUGAUAUUAUAGCUCACUCAUGUCCAUCAUUUUGGAAAAAGACAAAGAAUUCUUAAGGCAUCUUUUCUCUGCUGAUAAUACCUUUUCCUUGUCUGUAAUUAUACUUAUGUUUCAAUAACAGCUGAAGGGUUUUAUUUACAAUGUGCAGUCUUUGAUUAUUUUGUGGUCCUUU
Messenger RNA from Gorilla gorilla gorilla (western lowland gorilla), 2309 nucleotides. Its product is annotated as vitamin K-dependent protein S-like. Lineage: Eukaryota; Metazoa; Chordata; Mammalia; Primates; Hominidae. The transcript is spliced from 17 exons. Gene Ontology annotation, cellular component: extracellular region. Gene Ontology annotation, molecular function: calcium ion binding. The record is from RefSeq and is a predicted model, not a curated record.